Dracunculus medinensis (Guinea worm) is the source of this 1785-nucleotide messenger RNA. The record is from the annotation of a GenBank genome assembly. Lineage: Eukaryota; Metazoa; Nematoda; Chromadorea; Rhabditida; Dracunculidae.
CGAACAGAUGUAGCAUUCUUCUAUAGCCCUAAAAGGAUUUUAAGAUAUACGCAGAUGCUGUUGAACAGGACUUUGUUUACCAUCAAAUGCUACGCUAAUCUUUUUCUUCUCAUGUGUGAAAAACAACAAUUUUUGCGAAAUUUCAUUCCACUUUUGUGGUUGCCAUACAAAUAUGCCACUGAAAUGUGGAUUUGGAUAAUGAUAACGAGUAUUCCACUAACACUGGAAUGCAUCUGGCCCAUUGUUGAUGCUCUCUUUGUCAUUGAUGGCCAAGCAAAUGUUGGCAUUAUCAAUCAUGAACUUAUAAAAAAAUUCGCCUAUAAAAUUGCUCAGCAAAUGCCUAUUAGUCAAUCUAACAGCCAUGUCGCUCUAGCACAAUAUACUCCUUUGACUGAACUUCAGUUCAGUUUGAUUUCGGGAACAUCACAAAGUGAAAUUGAAAGCACACCAUAUGUUCCGUGCAGGGCACAAAAUACAAGUUUGAACAGUAUUGUAAAAAUGGGACUUAAUUCAGCUUCAGGAAACAGACAGUGGAUCCCUGAUGCAGUCAUUGUGAUCUCAUCAGAAAAAAAUAAUAUAAAUGAAGUGAAUAAUCGAGAAAAUUUAGUUGCACCAAUUUCUCCUAUUCAUAUUUUCUUGAUCACCAUUGGUAGCCUUGAUGAUCCUUUAUCGACGAUUAACAAAUUUACAUCAGCAGCUACUACACUCACCUUCUCAGCGAUCAGUUACGAAACUCUUCCGAAGCUGAUUAAACCAAUUUGUCAAAGCGCAAACGAUUUCAUUCGUACGUUUGAUGUUGGAUUUGCGAUCGCUAUAAUCGUUUUAAUUUUACUCUUUCUACUAUCACUUCUUUUGCUUUAUGCUCUUUACCAAUUUUGGCAUGAAAGUAAGCACUGCAUUGAAUCCAUUCGCCAAAAAUUUUUGAAAUUUGUUGUAAUGAAAAUGAAUUUAUAUACUUCGUUUCCCCUAAAAUUUCCCAAAUAUUUAGAUAAACAAUUAGAGGAUCCAAAUAUUGCAAACUACCGAAGAGAGGACAAUGCUGCUGAUGAGGAUGGCGAUGAUGUGACAAUAGAAGCAGAUUUUCAUCGAUAUGAUAGGAGUUUUCUUCCUCCAGGCCAUCCUGCGAAAGCUUUGCCUCCUAUUGAUUUACUGUUUUUGAUUGAUGCUUCGAGUAGCAUUGGAAACGUAAAUUUCGAAAACCUACAGAAUUUUUUUUGCGAAGAUCCGACCAAAAAAUAUAUUAUUGCUGUGUUGAAAAAUGUAGAUAUAUCAGCUGGAAGAAGCCGAGUUGCUGUUAUACUUUUCGCGCAAGAACCGCUUGUAUCCUUCGGAUUUAACAAAUACUACACUCAUGGUUCUAUCAUAGCAAGCAUAAAACGACUUCCUUAUCUUGGUGGACCAACUCAUUUAGCUAAAGCACUUCUUUUUGCGUCUGGUCUUCUUUAUCAUGAACAGAAUUUAAGAAAUGGCAAGCACAGGAAACACAAAUUCUUACCAACUCCCCGACAUGAUCGACUUCAGGUAAUAAUAGUAGUUUCUGAUGGUUAUUCCGAAGAUGAUUUCGAAAAAGUCUCACAUAUUCUUUAUGAUAAAAUGCACGUCAAAAUAGCUGCAAUGGUUCAUCGAACAUUCAGCCGAAGUAAGUUACUACCGUUAACAAGAUUCGAUGAAUCAAUUUUCUCUUUGGAUCAGAUCGAGGCAAUAAGUAUUUGGCUUUGGCAACAACAGGUUCGUUAUUUCUAUCUCUUGAAUAUAAUUUUUAAAUUUGAAAAUUUUAAAUUUUAA